GUUGUAAAACAGGUUACAUGGCAUGGAAGAGGAGAUUACCUGGCUACAGUCCAACCACAAGGUGGCAAUGCACAGGUUCUUAUUCAUCAGUUGUCUAAAAGAAGAACACAGAAUCCAUUCAACAAAUCAAAAGGCUUGGUACAGUGUGUCUUGUUUCAUCCAACUAGACCUUUUUUCUUUGUAGCUACACAGAGGUUUGUGCGAGUAUAUAAUUUACUAAAACAGGAAAUGACAAAGAAGCUAUUAACAAAUGCAAAAUGGGUUUCAAGCAUUGCAGUUCAUCCUGGAGGUGAUAACAUCAUUGUGGGCAGUUACGAUUGUAGACUGUCCUGGUUUGAUAUGGAUCUUUCAACAAAACCCUACCAAACAUUGAGACAUCACAAGAAAGCAAUACGUCAAGUUACCUUUCAUAAAUCAUAUCCACUGUUUGCUUCAGCUUCCGAUGAUGGUACAGUUAUUGUGUGUCAUGGUACAGUGUAUAG
Saccoglossus kowalevskii is the source of this 482-nucleotide messenger RNA. RefSeq names its product ribosome biogenesis protein bop1-like. Gene Ontology annotation, molecular function: protein binding; ribonucleoprotein complex binding. NCBI's taxonomy places the organism in Eukaryota, Metazoa, Hemichordata, Enteropneusta, Harrimaniidae. Gene Ontology annotation, biological process: maturation of LSU-rRNA from tricistronic rRNA transcript (SSU-rRNA, 5.8S rRNA, LSU-rRNA); ribosome biogenesis. The record is from RefSeq and is a predicted model, not a curated record. Gene Ontology annotation, cellular component: preribosome, large subunit precursor; PeBoW complex.